CGUUCCCGGGACGCUUCCAGGGGAAGCAGGCAGUCGCCACCCUCAGAGCCUCCGUGGGAGAACUUUUCGGCCCCUCACGUGAGCGUGGAGGCCGUCCAUGGGAGGAAUCUGAGGCCCAGACGGAGGAGGGUGCUGGUUCUGGUGACCCAGCAAGGUGAUGGCAGAGACAGGACAGAGUCCAGCCCCCCGUCUCUGUCCAGGGUCCCCCACGUCCCCGGUGGGUCCCCGGGCCCUGAGGACAGCGGCAGCAGCUGCGUCCCUCGGGUUGGCAGGCAGAGUGGGCAGGGGCCCGGAGCUCUGCCCAGGUGCCCGGCCUCCCCUGCCUCUGGCCUCGGCCUCUCUGCAUCUCUCGGUACCGGUUAAGGGCGGUUUGGGCAGCUGCUGGGCUCAAGGGCAGAUGUGAAAGUAGAAUCUUCAACAGAAAUGGUGACAGGCCCGUUCACCUCGUUUCCAAGCCCGGAUCUGGGAGCUGCUGGGGGCUGUGUGCGGGCUCUGCUCCCCCAGGGGCCUGGGCUGCACUCUCUCUGGGGCCUCUCUGGGGGGGUCCUUUGUCCUGUGAGCUGCGGCUCCUCGUGCCUUUCUUGGCCCUUUACAUCAGGCUUCUGUGCAGAGCUGCCCACCAUGCGGUGGGCAGAACCCUAGGCCAAGGUGACAGACCAGAGGUUUGAGCCACGUGACUUGUCCUGAAGGCCCCUCGUAGUCAGGCGCCUGCACCACCGCAGCCUCCCUGGCCCCGAGGACCCCAGUCCCUGGUUGGUGAAGGUUCCCUCGGCUCCCACCCUCAGGGUGGCUCGGUUGCGGUCGCCUGGCCCCGUGGGCCCGUGACACAAGCAGGGGGCCACGAUGGCCUCAGAAGGUCCUUCUUAGUGCUCAGUGUUUGAUGGAGGGUCACGCAGCACCUCAAGCUUCUCGAUAUCGUCUUCCUGUGUGCCGUGGCCAGGCGGGAUCUGUGCUUGGACCAGGCUGUGGUCUUCAUCGAAGACGCCAUCCAGUAUCGCUCCAUCAACCACCGCGUGGACGCCAGGUCCCUGUGGCUGUACCGACGGUACUACUCCAGCAUGAGCCAGUGGAUUCUGAGCCUCACCAUUUUCUUGAUCCUGGCUUUGGCUUUUAUUGAGACCCCCUCCUCGCUCACCAGCACCUCUGAUGUGCGCUACCGCCCGGCCCCCUGGGAGCCGCCCUGCGGCCUGACCCAGGGCGUCGAGGCACUCUGCCUGCUGGUCUUCGCGGCCGACGUCUCCGUGAAGAGCUACCUGGUUGGGUGGGCCCAGUUUCGGAAGAACCCCUGGCUGCGGGCCUACCUCGUGGUGCUGCUCGUGUCUCUCGUGGACUGGAUCGUGUCGCUGAGCCUCGUUUGUCAGGAGCCCGUGCGGGUGCGCCGGCUCCUGCGCCCCUUCUUCCUGAUGCAGAACUCCUCCAUGAUGAAGAAGACGCUCAAGUGCAUCAGGUGGUCGCUGCCAGAGAUGGCCAGCGUUGGGCUGCUGCUGGCCAUCCACCUGUGUCUCUUCACCGUGUUUGGGAUGCUGCUCUUCCCCGGCGAGAAGGACAGGGAGCGACUGGCCCACUUCCGCAGCCUGCCCGAGGCUCUGACCUCCCUCCUGGUGCUGCUGACCACCGCCAACAACCCUGAUGUGAUGAUUCCUGCCUAUUCCAAGAACCGGCUCUACGCCAUCUUCUUCAUAGCCUUCACCCUGAUAGGGAGCUUGUUUUUGAUGAACCUGCUGACGGCCAUCAUCUACAAUCAGUUCCGGGGCUACCUGAUGAAGUCUCUGCAGACCUCACUGUUGCGGAGGCGCCUGGGGAUCCGGGCUGCCUACAAGGUCCUCUCGUCCAUGACGGCAGAGGGAGAAGCCCACCCCGAGGGAGUCGGGGUGAAGCCUCAGGACUUCCUGCAGGUGCUUCAGAAAGUCCAGCUGGGUAGUGACCGCAAACAGGCCAUCACGGAGAAGCUGCAUUCCCGCAGUGGGGACCUGCUGUCAGCCGACGAGUUUCAGAAACUCUUCGAUGAGUUUGACAAAAGGGUGAUUAAAGAGCACCCGCCGCGGCCCGAGUACUGGUCUCCGUUUCUGCAGAGCGCCCAGUUCCUCUUCAGCCACCGCUACUUUGACUACCUGGGCAACCUCAUGGCCCUUGGAAACCUCGUGACCAUCUGUGUGUUCCUGGUGUUGGAUGCAGAUGUGCUGCCCGAGGACCGUGAUGACUUCGUGCUGGGGAUUCUCAACUGCGUCUUCAUCCUGUACUACCUGCUGGAGAUGCUGCUCAAGGUGUUCGCUCUGGGCCUGCAGGGGUACCUGGUCUCCUCCAGCAACGUGUUCGACGGGCUCCUCACCGUCGUGCUGCUGGUUUUGGAGAUCUCAACUCUGGCUGUGUACCGCUUCCCACACCCGGGCUGGAAGCCGGAGGUGCUGGGCCUGCUGUCGCUGUGGGACGUGACCCGGCUGGUGAACAUGCUUGUAGUCUUCCGCUUCCUGCGCGUCAUUCCCAGCAUGGAGCUGAUGGCCGUGGUGGCUAGUACCAUCCUGGACCUGAUCAAAAACAUGCGGGCUUUCGGCGGGAUCCUGGUGGUGGUCUACUACGUCUUUGCCGUCGUCGGCAUCACCCUGUUCCGAGGCGUCAUCAUGGCUCCUGGAAACAGCAGCCUGGCCCCUGACAACGGCUCCGCGCCCUGCGGGAGCUUCGAGCAGCUGGAGUACUGGACCAACAACUUCGACGACUUUGCCGCCGCCCUGGUCACUCUGUGGGACGUGAUGGUCGUGAACAACUGGCAGGUGUUCCUGGACGCCUUCCGGCGCUACGCGGGCCCGUGGUCCAAGAUCUAUUUUGUGCUGUGGUGGCUGGUGUCGUCCGUCAUCUGGGUCAACCUGUUCCUGGCUCUGAUUCUGGAGAACUUCCUUCACAAGUGGGACCGCCGCAGUCACCUGCAGUCCCUCACAGGGGACCUAGAGGCCACCUCUGAGGUGACCGUGGAGCUCUUGUUCAGGGACGUCCUGGAGGAGCCCACGGAGGAGGAACUGAUAGAGAAGCUGAGCCACCACCCGCACCUGCAGCUGUGCAGGUGACGUCCGGGCGCCUUCCUGGCUGGGGCGGCGGCAGGUGAUGGGCCUCUGGAGGGGCGCCGGUCGGGGGAGGAGGCGGCUGCGGCCCAGUGGAGAGGCUUUUCCCUUGGGCAGAACCACCGUGCGCGCCGAGGCUGCGACAGACGCAGGCCCUGCUUUGCAGCCGAGCUGGGCCGCCUCCGCAGCCCCUCGGGCGCUGGCCACACCACUUUCUUUUAUAAGCUGCUUCCCUGAGACUUAUUUUUCUAAAUAUGGAAAGAGGGCGACUCCACAGGGACCUUUGAGACAGUGUGAAAGGGAAAGGCGACGGCCCUCCCCCUGUGCCCUGUGAUUUCCGUGGUGCCUUCACUGCCGGCGGCCUUCAGGGACCAGAGGCCCGCGUGAGGCCCGCACAGGCCAACCGGCAGCUUUCCAGGGCAUUAAGCUUGGGAUCCUGGUUUUACAUGAUAAGAAUCUGGACUUUUUAUUAUUUUAUGGCUCGUGUGAGUGGGAUUGGGUGCGUUUCUUUAUGGGUGAGAAUGCCAAUCAUCUCCAUCAAUAAGUCUUGCACAGAAUGAGGUUGUCAUCCUUAUUCCGACACGACUGUGCUUCUCUGGAACGGGGCCACCAGGUCUCAGCCUGUCAGAAGCCAGUGCUGUGGUUGGACCAGCCCUUGUGGUUCGUACUGUGUUAGCAAGAUGCCUUUCAGCAACCACCGUCAGGAAACUUUGAAAAAAUAAACGUUUAUUACCUACAA
This is a messenger RNA of Balaenoptera acutorostrata (minke whale), 3792 nucleotides long. RefSeq names its product two pore segment channel 2 (gene TPCN2). Gene Ontology annotation, molecular function: voltage-gated channel activity; monoatomic ion channel activity. The coding region runs from base 1059 to 3059 and encodes 666 amino acids. Gene Ontology annotation, cellular component: lysosomal membrane. The transcript has 25 exons. The record is from RefSeq and is a predicted model, not a curated record. Gene Ontology annotation, biological process: monoatomic ion transport; transmembrane transport. NCBI's taxonomy places the organism in Eukaryota, Metazoa, Chordata, Mammalia, Artiodactyla, Balaenopteridae.